AUGAUCCCGCUGUGGCUAUUGCCAGUUUUCAUAUUGAUUCUUCAUCCGCAAUGCUCGCUGUUCAGAGCAGAGGGAGGAUGUCCAAGGAAUGACAAUGGACAGCAGCAAAACUGGCGGUAUGCGGUCUACGAACGCAAGGAAAAAGGUUUGCCACAACAUAAGGAAAUAUGGAAGCUAAUGAACAUAGAGAACAUGAGCUGGGAAAAUCAUCGCCCUAUACUACCCUCUUUCAAAUACAACUUUUCAGAUCUAAUUUUACCAACUAUUCGUAUUGUCCAGCUGCCGUGGUCAUGACUUCUCGUUUAUCAUGAUGAAUUUAUUUUGACAUGAUGAAUUUAUUUUGACAUGAUGAUACCCAUUAUGGGUGAUGGGUUUUGUACACCGCUGAAAAUUUACUAUACGUGACACGUCUGUCGCUGAAUUUUCAAAAGUCAAUUUUGGAAAAGAGCACUCUUUCACAUAAGAGGACAUUAUAUUUAUUGAAUUACAGGGAGUUGAUCUUAGCACAUGUUCCAUUGGAUAAAGUAAAUCCCCGUUAUAGGUGCUGUGCCAAAGGCUACCUUCUAAAGUUACACGUGGACUCGAAAAUCCGAGGAUCGAUGAUGUCAGAUGUCCUCGUGUGUUGAAUAAACGUUUUCAUGAGUAGUGAAUUGGCCCAAAAAUAAUUUCCUAUAAUUUAGGUAUUGUUUGGAAAGAGGUAGUGUCUAUAUGCUUUUGGUCCCUUUGGUCUCACUAAAAAUCGAAAAGUAGAUCCCUUUUUCACCCCAUGCAUAAAUGGCCGACUCGAUCAGUAUUCAUUUGUGAUAAUGUAGAUAAGCCCAACUAAACUCUUCAGUGUGUCUAAGGAAAAAUAAAACCUUAACUCAAAGAUGAGGCUAUUUGCAUGGGUUAAUUUACACGAGUACAAAAGAAUACUAAUUGGACCUGUCAGUUAUGUAUAAUGUCUAUGCCAAUGAUGAUCUUAACGAUGGCUUGUACAACAUCAAGGAACUGUGCUGCCAAAUUUUUUCACGCAUGCUCUGGAUACAGUUUGAGCCAUCUAUGAUUGGUUCACUGUCCUGGGUCACUUUCUGUCAACAGGCAGGGCAUUGAAGAAUCAGGUGUUCUCCUCAAGAAUUGUUCGAUCAGAAAUAGAGUGUUCUUUGACAUGCUUGCGCUAUGAGAGGUGUGAAUCGUUUAACUAUCGAAACAAUAUUGUUGAAGGACCACACAUUUGCGAAUUGAAUGACCAGACGAGAUUGAAGAGGUCGCAUGAUGUACAACCAAGAAAUGGUUUCUCAUAUUACGACUCUGAAUUGGUAAGUUUUCCUGUCCGUUUUAAAUUAAUAAAAUGCGACUCCAAAAAUUUCGUUAAAAGAGUACGCAAGUUUGGAAGGACCAACAGAACCAACAUCUCUAUGGCUAUUUUCACAUAAAAUGUAAUAUUUCGAACUCUCUUAUAUCCUUUCCUACCAUAGCCAAAAAUACGUAUUUCCCAAAGCAACUCCAUCUCUUAAUAUGAAAAAUUCUAAAAUAUCAGUUUUUAUUUUCAUAGAAACCCUGCUUAAACGUGAAAUGCCAAAAUGGUGGAACAUGCCAUCCAGUGUUGAACAGCAUAAUAGCUCCUUAUUGUUGCCAGUGUCACGAACGUUACGCUGGUGAUCUUUGCCAACAUCUAAAGGGUAAGAAUUACAAACAACUUUUAAUAUUGUGUAUCGCAGUACAGAAUUGUUGUUUGAGACGGCAUCCCCCAUACGCAAAUUACACCAAAUCUUAACUCCCACGUGCUAUUUUUAGAAUCAGGGUAACAGGUCUAGUCUUUACUUAGCAUUUCUCGAAUUUCUUGGAUGGAAACCGAUGAGGUGCAAUUUGGCUUUAAAGGUCAAAAUGCACCUCAUUGGUUUCGACACAGGAUCGGCUAUCCGUAGAUCUUUGACGAACCUUAGAAAACGGGAAUGUUCUCAAAAUUACUCACGUGAUGUCGUCACGAAAAUUAUACAAAGAAAAACGUAGUUCCUUGAGAAGAAACUAGGCCAGAUUUCCAUUCUUUGUUGGUCUGGGUUGCAUUAAGAUAGGGGUCGCUAAAUACAAAAAGGCUCAAGGAUAUUCCGUUUAAGAUUGCGUAAGUUUUAAGGUUUUCUGUUUCCUUUUCUCCUCUAGUAAAAUCCCGAAUUGAAAUAUUUUGUUGUUAUGUUUUAACUGCCCUUACGUCUCCCGCGCAGGUUUCCGUUUCACCAAUAGCAGUUCAGGAGAUCAUGUAUUAGUUUCAGUCGGCGUGAGCAUUCAGAUGACGUCAUUGACAGUUUGUCUCCGAUUUAAAGCCGCUCCAAGGCAAUAUGAAGUUAGCACUCCUAUGUCAUACGUAACCAAUGAUUUCACCAGCGCUUUACAGCUUUACACAAAUGGGACGAUAAGAAUUUACAUCAACGAUCAAUUCAGGCAAGCUAUUUGCGCUUAAUAAAAGUUUGAAAAACUGUUACUGAGACAGAAAAGGCAAAAAAAAGGUAUGCGUUUGGGCACAUGUCGUUAUGAAAAAUAUACAAAGAAAAACGUAGUUUGUGCUCCUUGUUUGCAUAUCGGUUGGAUAGGAAGAAUAUCACCUCCAAAUGUAAAUUUUGAAGGAGGGUCUAUCUUACAUAGUUCCAUUUUAUCAGGCAUAGUAAAAUCAUCCCAGUCAGUCACAAAACUGUUAUCCAUCUUUGUAUCUUAGUGAUUUUCCGUAUGUCUCUGUUUUGGAUAACACCUGGCAUCACGUGUGUUUCACGUGGGAAACGGCUGGAGGAAACGUCUCACUCUAUAUGGACGGCUUUCUGAUUGGAAAAAAGCAAAGUGUGAACCCGGGAAUGGUUUUCAACAGUUCAGGAUCUAUAGUGAUUGGGCAGUUGCAGAGACUGGUUGGCGACGAAUUUCACAAGAAUGAAUCUUUCUUCGGAGAUAUUACGGAUGUGAAUAUGUGGAAAGCUGAAUUGUCAAUCAGCUCUAUAACGAGGCUUUCACAGAGCUGCUAUAGUCACAUGGGUAGCUUGAUAAGCUGGUACGCAUUUCGAACUGGGACGGAGCAGUUCGUUAACGAGACAAACAGUACCUCUUCAGAAUGUCUGGGGCUUGGUGAGUACACGUGUCAAGUAAUCUACUGUCAUUUUCCGAUUAGCAAUAAGAGAGAAAAAUUAUAGGAAAGAAAUCAAGUUAGUUACCAACUCAGUCAGCCACUAAUGCAUCAGUCUACCAGUCAAUCAGGUAAUCAUUUAAUUUGUCUUUUAACUCAAUAACUCAAUGGUUCUUUCAGUCAGUCAGUCAGUCAGUCAGUCAGCCAGUUAGCCAGUCAGUCAGCCAGUUAGCCAGUCAGUCAGCCAGUUAGCCAGUCAGUCAGUCAGUAUGUGAGUGAGCAAUUUGGUAAGUCAACUAGUUAGUUAGUGAGUGAGUGAAAGAGUGAGUCGGUCGGUCGGUCGGUCGGUCGGUCGGUCGGUCGGUCAGUCAAAUAGUCCGUUAAUCAUCCACUUGGCCAAUCAUUCAUUUCAUAUUUGUUGUUUUGUUUUGUUGUUUCCUUUCAGAUCCCCAUUUCGGCUACGAUUUGGAAUUUUCAAGAAGAACCAACGAAGACUAUGUUUACGGCCCGACGCUCUCAGCUUUGUCAGCUUUUACUGUGAGUUUGUUUGUGAGCUUCACAGACAACAGCGACAAAACAUACUUCAACUACUACGCUAGUGGAGCUUACAAUGAAAUAUUUAUUCAUGAAAGGAAUGAGGAGUUUACAGUUCGAAUAAAAGACGUAAAAAGGUAAUGUAACCCAAAAUGGCCUGAGGAUGUGUGAGUUCAUAUUAAUGAUUUAUUAAUACUCUUUUGAUUUCAGGCAACAUAAUUUUGUCAUUCCACCGGAUGGUACCUGGCACCACCUCGCCAUUACAUGGGAAAAUACGAAUGGUUCUUAUGAAAUAUUUCUGGAUGGUGUGGCUGUUGGAAGUGGUAACGAAUUGGAAAAGGGGAAAACGAUUCAUCCUAAUGGAAGUGUUGUCAUUGGAAACGAUAAAGACUUAAAUGGUUUUCAGGCCAGAGAUGCUUAUGUGGGAAACAUUUCACGAGUGAAUCUGUGGGAUUAUGUGCUGCCUCGAGAAACUAUUUUAUUGCUCUCCCAACGCUGUGGAAUGGAAAGUGGUAAUGAAGUAUCCUGGAGUGAUUUCAAGGAGGGACCUUAUCAUGGUGUGGUCAACAUCAAGGAACCUUCAUCCUGUCAAAAGCUUCAAUAAGAAAAGAGAGACUUAUAAAAAUUGAAAUGAGGACAUAAAAUUAUUCUAUGGGCCAUUGGUCAAUCUGAUGUUUGAUGUUUUUUGUAAAAAGUCCGGGCUUUUCAUACAGGAUCCGCAACGGAGAAACUAAGCUUAGAAUAGCUGCUUUUAUUCUAUCGAAGAGCUACAAAGUCCAGAUUUGGGAUAGGAGGAGGGAGAUAAGAUAGCUAGCCAAUCUCCUCACUCCCACUACACAAUCCACUUAUUGAAACGAUUGCGAUACACUUACAAUGGAACGCUUUUCAUUGAGUGUCGUAAAACCAAAAUUAAUUUAAUGACAACGCUCAACCAAAGAACACCAAAGCAAAGAAAAUUUCGAGACAAGCCUGUAAGAACACUAUGAAAAAACAAGCUAAGGUAACAUGAUUUAUUUAGACCAAUCACAGAGCGAGACAGAGAACCU
Pocillopora meandrina is the source of this 4665-nucleotide messenger RNA. The record is from the annotation of a GenBank genome assembly. Lineage: Eukaryota; Metazoa; Cnidaria; Anthozoa; Scleractinia; Pocilloporidae.